AGACAGAGUCAGACAGUGUAGGAAAGUUUGUCCAGACAUAGGCUACAAUCCAGUUUUAAAAUACUAAGACGUAUAUAACCUUCGUCCAGUAUGAUAUCCACGGUAUAUUGCGUUACUGACGGAGGUCUGCUCACAGAGUGUUCUAAUUAAUUCGGUUACUUAAGUGCAUGAGUGUGGGCCUGUGGGAAUUUCGGACAUAGGUAACACAGCGAUUCUGGACACGGAUUUAACACACACACACACCACACACACACACACACACACACACACACACACACACACACACACACACACACACACACACACACACACACAAUACACACACACACACACACACGCACACACACACACACCAGGAUGACCGUUGAACUGUGUUCUCCAGGAACGAAACAGAAGAGCGCAUAAGGUAGUGUCAUGGCUAACGCCAUCCAAGAGCACGUGGACACCGACAAGGACUCCCCGAAAGAGAACAAACCGGAGAAUCAUACUCGCUCCCUGAGCUCGCCACCUUCACCGCAGACAACGUGCACACAGCAGGGACUGGAUGGAAUAAAAGUAUACAUGCAAGAGCGGGAACUGUGGGAUAAAUUCCACAAGGUUGGAACGGAGAUGAUCAUCACUAAGGCGGGAAGGCGGAUGUUCCCCUGCUACAAGGUGAAGGUGACGGGCCUCAACCCUAAAAGCAAGUAUAUUCUCCUCAUGGAUAUCGUGCCCGCAGAUGACCACCGCUACAAGUUCGCUGAUAAUAAAUGGUCUGUUUCGGGGAAGGCAGAGCCGGCCAUGCCAGGGAGGUUGUACGUCCACCCUGACUCUCCAGCCACUGGGAGCCACUGGACACGCCAGCUUGUCUCCUUCCAGAAACUCAAACUCACUAACAACCACUUGGACCCCUUUGGACACAUUAUAUUAAACUCAAUGCAUAAAUACCAACCCCGCCUCCACAUCGUCAAAGCAGAUGAACACAAUGGGUUUGGUUCCAAGAACACAGCCUUCUGCACGCACAUGUUCUCAGAGACCUCAUUCAUCGCCGUGACAUCAUACCAGAACCACAAGAUCACCCAGCUGAAGAUAGAGAACAACCCGUUCGCUAAGGGCUUCAGAGGCAGUGAUGACAUGGAGCUGCACCGCAUGGCUAAGAUACAGGGUAAGGAGUGUCAGAGGGUGUGUCCUAGUGUGAGUCCGUUUGAGGGGGAACCGAGGGGGUUGGGUUCACACCCCUAUACCUGUGGGAAUGGGGUGAGCAGCACCACCCAGGAUCUCCUCACCCCCCCUCCAACCCCCUACACCCUCCCCCAACCAGACCCACACAAACACAUGCAGGUGUACCACUGCAACAAGAGGAAAGCAGAUGAUACCUGUCCUACAACAGAGCAUCACCAGUACAGGAAGUCCUACAUCAACAGUUCUCCCAGCGAUGUUGAGUCUUACUAUCACCCAUCUGCUUACCCUCCUCCCUCUCUUCCUCUCGCUGUCCAUCCCCAUCCCCCUGGUCUCUCUGACUCCCUCUACAGGUCAGAGGCGGGGCAGCGGCAGGCGUGUAUGUUUGCUGGAUCUGAGCCCAGACUGGAUGACCUCAGCUGUACAUCCUGGUCCUACAGCUGCCCUUUGACACCUGCUAUGACCCCCAUGACCCCUACUGACCCCUACAUGACCUUCCCCCACCAGCCCUACUCCUCCAGUCCCAGGGGCUCUCAGCUGAGCCUAGUAGCCCACCAAGGCGCUCCUCCUCUGGAGGACUCUCUCUCUCAGUGCCCCUACCAGACCCAGAACUCCAGACCACCCCAACACACCAGCCCACCACUCAGAGAGUACCACUGCUACCCCACCUCCCUGUCUCCUACCCAAUACCACACCCUACACACACAGAUCAGGGGAGGGGUCCCAGAGUGGAGCGAGCCCACCUGAUUGGACCACAGGUGUAAGGGAAAGACAGACUGGUGGCUGGGGGUUCUAUUUAUGUGAGGUGUUUAUGUGAGGUGUGUCGUUUGAUGUGUGAAGAGAUUUAAUUUGCCAAUUGUGUCUUUCCCUGUGCUGUGGAUUGAGCCUUGGAUCGUCUUUGUGUUACAUUUAAUACCAUCCCCCUCUGUCUGGGACCACUCUGGAAGGAACUGAUUUUAGCGGAACCAGAUUGAUAAGCACUCUAACUGGAGGGACAGGAAGGAAGAUGACACCAUCAACUACAACGUUCCGAACUUCAUCCCUGAGACUGCUUUUAAUAAUGCACUAUGUUACCUGUCUGUCCCCUGAAGAAGUGAGACUGUGUCUCUGUGGUCGUGGUUUCCAGUUGGUGUGUGUGUGUGUGUGUGUGUGUGUGUGUGUGUGUGUGUGUGUGUGUGUGUGUGUGUGUGUGUGUGUGUGUGUGUGUGUGUGUGUGUGUGUGUGUGUGUGUGUGUGUGUGUGUGUGUGUGUGUGUGUGUGUGUCAGCUCAGGUCAGGGCUGCUGUGAGUUAAUGUCGGCUGAGAGGCCGGCUGAGUGGCCACAGGCAGAGCAGAAGAGAGAUAAACAGUUAGUUUAAACCAGGCUGCAGGGAGUAAGCCGUGACACACACACACACACACACACACACACACACACACACACACACACACACACACACACACACACACACACACACACACACACACACACACACACACACAUAACCCCCCCAAAAUAAUAAUAAAUAGAACUUAAAUCCAUUCAUUGUUUUCUACUGCUCCUGUAGCCAAAUUCUAAUGUAUCCAUUUAUUUUACAUAGGCCUUAAUUCUCUGCAAUAACACUCAUUCAUCACACAUUGUAGAGCAUUAAAGCUAGAACCACAUAUGACAGGGAGUUAGUUAAAAGAACCACUACUGGGGUGGGCUAUAUCAGCUGAUUAUCUAGAAUGUAGGUUAUGAAUCAGCUAGUUAGCAUGGUUAUGUUGUCAAAACAAGCUAACUAGUGUUUACCUGAUUUCAAUUUGUUCUGCUACUGACAAACAGUCAAACUUGCAGAUGUCCCCUUCCGUGUCCCUGACCGUGAAACAACACAUGCUAGCAACUCCAAAGUAACCCACUACUGGCAGUAUUCAUUUCUAAUUCCCCGCCCGGCACCGGUAGGUAGAUAAUGCCAGUAGGAGGAUUGCAGCAGGGCACUGACGCACUCACAGUGGCAAAAGGUUGACGGAGGGGACUUUCCUCAUGAUUGAUGAGUUCAUGAGAAACUAUCUAAUUUGAUGGACAAUGUGUUGCAUUGGAAGUUAGAAGAGACGACACUAAUCAAAAGGGCACUUUUGUCAAAGGACGGCAAAGGGCAGGUGCUCCAUCACCCCUAGGGCUCUGUCUGUGCACCACAGGAGGUUGUUGGUACCUUAAUUGGGGAGGACGGGCUCGUGGUAAUGGCUGGAGUGGAAUAAGUGGAAUAGUAACAAUUACAUCAAAGAAGUGAUUUCCAUGUGUUUGAUGCCAUUCCAUUUUCUCCGUUCCAGCCAAUAUAAUGAGCCGUCCUCCCCUCAGCAGCCUCCUGUGCUGUGCACGUGCCUGCAUACACACACAUGUUGUUCUGUUUAGAGGCAGCCGCAGGGCAGAAGACAUGUACACAAUCCUAUUGCGUUUUUGGUAUUCACACAUCUCAUCAUCAUGUUGCUCUCACAGCUGCCAUGUCCUUUACUCCCGAACUGGCUAAACAACACUCCAUUACCCCGAACUGACUAAACAACACUCCAUUACCCCGAACUGGCUAAACAACACUCCAUUACCCCGAACUGACUAAACAACACUCCAUUACCCCGAACUGACUAAACAACACUCCAUUACCCCGAACUGGCUAAACAACACUCCAUUACCCCGAACUGACUAAACAACACUCCAUUACCCCGAACUGGCUAAACAACACUCCAUUACCCCGAACUGGCUAAACAACACUCCAUUACCCCGAACUGGCUAAACAACACUCCAUUACCCCGAACUGACUAAACAACACUCCAUUACCUCGAACUGACUAAACAACACUCCAUUACCCCGAACUGACUAAACAACACUCCAUUACCCCGAACUGACUAAACAACACUCCAUUACCCCGAACUGACUAAACAACACUCCAUUACCCCGAACUGGCUAAACAACACUCCAUUACCCCGAACUGGCUAAACAACACUCCAUUACCCCGAACUGGCUAAACAACACUCCAUUACCCCGAACUGGCUAAACAACACUCCAUUACCCCGAACUGGCUAAACAACACUCCAUUACCCCGAACUGACUAAACAACACUCCAUUACCCCGAACUGACUAAACAACACUCCAUUACCCCGAACUGACUAAACAACACUCCAUUACCCCGAACUGACUAAACAACACUCCAUUACCCCGAACUGGCUAAACAACACUCCAUUACCCCGAACUGACUAAACAACAUUCCAUUACCCCGAACUGACUAAACAACACUCCAUUACCCCGAACUGACUAAACAACACUCCAUUACCCCGAACUGACUAAACAACACUCCAUUACCCCGAACUGACCAAUCAAACCUUGGUUGUGCAUCAUUCCUCUUGUUGUGUAAAUCGGUCAAUUAGCCCAUGUCAGCUAUUUUAUUUUAGAUUGGUAAGUUAGUCUAUCUAGAUAUCUAAACUUGUAGUAAUCAUGGCCGAAAUUACCGACCGGGCAUGAAGGGCACGUGCCCAGGGGCCCUGACCUCCAGGGAGUCCUCAUUGAUAUUGUGAGUCACUCUCACUAAGAUUUCAUAUUAUCAUGGCAUAAGUCAUGGCAAAAUGUGUAGAAUUUCAGGAAAUGUGCAGUAAACUGCACAAUUUUCUCUCAGCCCCGUGACAAAACGAAUAAAAUGGCAUUACAUUUCUGAUCAUAUAGCAACAUUUCUCUCCAGCCCAUGGCAAUAAAAUGUGUAGAAUUGCAGGAAAAUAACUUUAAAACAUAAAAAGGUUCUCUCUGGCUUCAAGAGGGGGGUCAAUACAAUGUUUUGCCAAUGAGAUAAACAAAAGCAUGCUGCAUAUGAGUCAGUGGGUGCAUUAUUUGGAACUGGGUGAUGGGGAUUUGCACUAACAUGGGAAUAGUUACUAUUGAUUCCCAGAGGAUCAGUUGGGAGCCUCUGUACAGUACGUGUUGGGGGGAGAGUCAUUCCUCUGGGUGUGUGAGAGAGUGUGUAAGAGUUGAGAAAUAAGUGAUCAAUUGGGAAGUGUUUUUGCUUUAUUGUAUUGUAAUUUUUGAUAGUAUUUAUUGGUAUAGAGAUUUUGUCUGGUUUUGUUGUAAGUUGGUGAAAUGACACAUAGUUGGUUGAAUUGUUCAAGUUGUUUGUUUCUCAUUGAAGGUUUGUUUUUUUGCUUUUUUUGUUGUUUUUUCUAUCUCCUGUCAUUUCC
Salvelinus fontinalis (brook trout) is the source of this 5333-nucleotide messenger RNA. RefSeq names its product T-box transcription factor TBX5-like. Gene Ontology annotation, cellular component: nucleus. Gene Ontology annotation, molecular function: RNA polymerase II cis-regulatory region sequence-specific DNA binding; DNA-binding transcription factor activity, RNA polymerase II-specific. Gene Ontology annotation, biological process: positive regulation of DNA-templated transcription; cardiac left ventricle formation; regulation of transcription by RNA polymerase II. The transcript has 9 exons. Bases 415 to 1905 code for a protein of 496 amino acids. NCBI's taxonomy places the organism in Eukaryota, Metazoa, Chordata, Actinopteri, Salmoniformes, Salmonidae. The record is from RefSeq and is a predicted model, not a curated record.